UCAUUUGUUUUCUUUUUUUAUUUUACAGUAUAUUGGGUCCACCAGCUUUAAAACAGUCGGCCGCUAUGAAAGAUGGUCUUACACACAAUGCUAGACCAAUUUAUAAUUAUUCCAUGCGUGGUGUGGUGACUUGCUUUACGGGCAUUCGCAAGAAAGAUGAAUUGACAAAAUUAGUAAAUUUAAUACAUUCUAUGGGUGGGUGUAUACGCAAAGAUAUGAAUUCCAAAAUUACACAUUUAAUUAGUACCCAUAGUGGUGGUGAUAAAUAUCAGUAAGUAUUUCAAAA
Molecule: messenger RNA, 286 nt
Organism: Lucilia cuprina (Australian sheep blowfly)
Lineage: Eukaryota; Metazoa; Arthropoda; Insecta; Diptera; Calliphoridae
Product: protein ECT2-like
Exons: 2
Coding region: 66-275 (69 amino acids)
Biological process (GO): regulation of cytokinesis, actomyosin contractile ring assembly; nervous system development; activation of GTPase activity
Cellular component (GO): nucleus; cell cortex
Molecular function (GO): guanyl-nucleotide exchange factor activity; GTPase activator activity
Source: RefSeq, a predicted model, not a curated record